AUGCCACCCAAAGCCACCGAAAAAGCCGACAAGAUGUUCAGUGCCGAUGUUGUCGCCGCUGUCCUCUGCAGCACCGGCAUAACUAGCCUGUCGAUGAAGAAUUAUGAAAUGAUGAGUUCUCUCGACGGCAAGAAGUCGGCCUAUGGCUUCCAGCACGACUUUCGCUCUGUCAUUGCCAAGGCCAAGGAGCUCAGGGCGCGGGUUGAAGGCGGCGAGGAGUUUGAGCCCGUGGCAUCUUCAGCCAAACGCGGUCCGACCACGCCCGUAAGCACGCCGAGCAAGCGCAAGAACGCCGAGGUUUCAGACGCCGACAAGACACCCUCGAAGCUGCCUUCUAAGAAGCGGGCAACGCAGGUCAAGGAGAAGUCUGCAAUGGAGGGUCAAGAUAAGCAGGAAUCGAAUGCGGUCAAGGACUUCAAGAACUGCUUUCCAGAGGACAUUGACACGUUCAUCAAGGGCGAAGCGGCUUGGGAGGAGGAGAAAUAUGUCUAG
Molecule: messenger RNA, 492 nt
Organism: Bipolaris sorokiniana ND90Pr
Lineage: Eukaryota; Fungi; Ascomycota; Dothideomycetes; Pleosporales; Pleosporaceae
Exons: 2
Coding region: 1-492 (163 amino acids)
Source: RefSeq, a predicted model, not a curated record